GCAAAGGAUUUUCCGAUAGGAAUGGAACAUUUUUGUUAUGCGUUCCACGGAAUAAAAAGUGAUUUAAUUAAUUUUAAUUUAUAAACUCCACUGCUUCUAAUUGUCAUUCACAAUUAUCGUCGACAUGGCACCUCAGGCAAAACGACGCAAAAUAGCCAGCGCUGUCGAGGAGAUCAAUUUUGAUCCAGCGGCGAGGCAAGAGUUCCUAACAGGAUUUCACAAGCGCAAAUUACAGCGUAUAAAGGUGGCUCAAGAAUAUGCGGAACAGAAAGCUCGUGAAGAAAAGAGAGAGGAAAGGAAAAAGAUUCGUCAGCAAAGAGCAGCAGAGUUACAACAAGCUUUGGAUACAUCUCGACAAAUGCUUGACGAAGCCCGUGGUGACCUUUCGCAAUCGGAGAGCGAAAAUGGAAGUGAAGAUGAGUGGGAAGGGUUUGGAGAACCAGUUCCAGUGGACCAUGAAGCAGAGUACAUCGAUGAAGACAAAUACACCACGGUGACAGUCGAGGAAAUGGGUGUCUCGAAAGAUGCCUUCCAAGAUAACAGGGAGCAUACCCCGACUGAUGGUGAUUCCAGUCAUGAAAGAAAUGACAAAGAGAAAGGUAGUUCGACGACCAAGCCUCCCAAGAAAUCAAGCAACGAAAAGAAAAAGAAAAAGAAAUUUCGUUAUGAGUCGAAAGCAGACCGUAAGGUCACUCAGAAGAAGCAAAGGAUGGGUAGUCGGAGGCAGGCAAAGGCAAGACGAGAAGGCUAAGUGAUUUGAAAAGCAGCCUACCUAAAAACGAUAGUCUGGUAGAGUUUCCGCAUCACAUUCUCACGAACCACAAUGUCGCUGUGAAUUAAUAAAGGGAGGAUCAAUCAGGGGAAUCCGAAAAAAAUCGAUACGAAUCGUCCUUGGAUUUGGGGUAAAUUUAAACGGCUAAUUCAUUGCUAAUGACGCCACAUGAAACGAUCCUCCUAACAAAACAACAACUGAUGGAUAUUUCGAAA
Molecule: messenger RNA, 987 nt
Organism: Talaromyces proteolyticus
Lineage: Eukaryota; Fungi; Ascomycota; Eurotiomycetes; Eurotiales; Trichocomaceae
Product: nucleolar protein 12-domain-containing protein
Exons: 2
Coding region: 125-751 (208 amino acids)
Cellular component (GO): nucleolus
Molecular function (GO): RNA binding
Source: RefSeq, a predicted model, not a curated record